Eruca vesicaria subsp. sativa (arugula) is the source of this 525-nucleotide messenger RNA. The record is from the annotation of a GenBank genome assembly. NCBI's taxonomy places the organism in Eukaryota, Viridiplantae, Streptophyta, Magnoliopsida, Brassicales, Brassicaceae.
AUGGAGUUGGUUCAGAGACAAGGGAAGAGACAACCUGACUCUCGAGCUUCCAGUCUAAGGUACGAGAGGGAGGAGAUGGAGACUGAGAGAAGAAGAAGAAGAAGAGCCGGAGAUUCAAAACGAGAGAAGACAGAAGACCAAGUUGUUUGGAUGGACAAGGUAGGCGAGGAACUCAGUAUAGGAGUUUGUGAUGUUUCUGAAGUUAAAGAAGUGAAACAUAAAGUAGAAGAAGAAGACAAACAUGGAGAUGAUUACUCUACCUUGUACAUUCUUGCUUACUUCUUCACCAGGAAGAGAAGUCUGAACCUUUAUGUAUCGAGAUUUGGAUUUGAUAAUGUGGGUGUUGGACGAGCAACGGGUUAUAGAAGUGAUAAUAAGGAUGAUGUAGAAAUAAAAUACAGGAUGAUGAAGAGAAAAUGUAGAAACAGUUGGAAUCUUGAUCAGUGGUGGUCAGAAACAAAGAUGAUACUCCAUUCUCAUGCUAAGGUCAAGAAACAAAAAUGGGAGUUCAAGGUUUUGAUUUAG